CGAUUCAACGGUCCAGAUUGCAAAGGAUCCUCCCAUCCCAUGAAUGACAGAAUGAGCGAGGUAGCCCAAACAGAAAUUUUGGCCCAUUCGAGACGGCCUACUGUUGUGGUCCAGUGAUCCAGUCUGCGUCUCUUUCCCCGUCGUGGUGGGUUCCGAUCCAAUCGACGUCGACGACUCCGCAGCCACCGCUCCUCUCCUCUCGUCGCUUCUUCUAUCUCUCGGCGUCGAAUCUCAUCCGGCCAGUGACCACACUCUACUAGCCGCCCGGAAGGAGUUCUUCCGGGAUUCGAGCCGUUGCUGCCCUCACCUCUGCAGGCCCAGCGUCGAGCGGAGAUCCAAUCGGAAAUUGAACUGACUUCAUCUUUUGUCGGUACUGCAGAACAUCGCAGCUCGCACAUCCCAGUCAGGAGAAGCAAUGUCAGGAGUGAUCACAAAGUUCGCGGUUACAUCCAUGGUGAUGUGGAUGGCCCCUGUUGCGAUCAUGUAUGGGUUUUACUACCAGGUGUUUCCAGGUGUGAGUCAGAUGUCAUCCUCGGCGCAGACACUUGCCAGUGGGUUCCUGGCUGUCAUAUCAGUUAAUCUAGUGAUCGGCUUUUACAUAUUCAUGGCGAUGAAGGAGACUCCACACCAAGAGCCACAGCCAGAUCCCACCUUCCUGGAGAAAGCCAAAGCGAGUAUCAACCAGCCAACAUCCUCUCGAGUGAGUGAUGAUUCCAAGGGGAAGGGAAAGGUCGAGUAAGCUGUAGCAUGUUGGCUUAGGUCUCGUGUAUGUUAAGUGCAUGUUAUUUAGGAGGAAUAGUUAUGCCACACCAUCACAAGGACCGCAACCUUUCACAAUUUAUGAUUUUGCUGUAAAUCUUGACAGUUAUGGCUAUGGAGCAAUAUGAAGUUGAACCUUUUGUACCUAUUUGAUUUGGAAACUCUGUUCAAUGUUGUUUUAGUCAGGAUACUCAUCAGAACUACUGCUGGUUGUA
Molecule: messenger RNA, 974 nt
Organism: Zea mays
Lineage: Eukaryota; Viridiplantae; Streptophyta; Magnoliopsida; Poales; Poaceae
Product: Vacuolar ATPase assembly integral membrane protein VMA21-like domain
Exons: 4
Coding region: 416-739 (107 amino acids)
Biological process (GO): vacuolar proton-transporting V-type ATPase complex assembly
Cellular component (GO): endoplasmic reticulum membrane
Source: RefSeq, a predicted model, not a curated record